AUGGUAGCUUUAAAAAUUCAAACAUCGUUAUAUCCCAUCUCAAUAAUUUCUGCCUACUCCUCACCAGCACAAGAUGUCAGCACAGCUCUCCAAGAAAUCCAAGAGAUCAUUACCAGCCUGCCGGAGGAAAAGAUCAUCAUCGGCGCUGAUCUCAAUGGACACAGCACCCUUUGGGGGUAUAAAUCCAAUGACAACAGAGGUAAUGAAGUAUUGGAUUUUAACUUAGCAAAUAAUUUAUACAUCUUAAAUAAAUCAGAUGCCCCACCAACUUUCCAAAGAAAUAACAGCAUUGGCUGGCCAGAUCUGACCUUAUGUUCCCAAUCAAUUAUAGACUCUUCCAUUAACUGGGAAGUUCUGGAGGAUAUUUCCUUAAGUGACCAUAGAUAUAUACAAACAACAAUAGCAUCCACUAUAGCUAACCAUUUCUACAAAAGAUACAAGACACGCCAUGGGAAUCAUCCUAGAUUUCACAAUAUACUUGGUAAAGAUAUUUAUUAUCUAGAAAAUAAAAUAGCAACAGCAAGAAAUUCCAGAGAUCUAAAUGACGCUACAAUAAUUCUUCAAAACUCUAUUAUUAAUGCCUGCAACAAAACCUUCAAGAUUAAAAAACAGCUUUUGUUAACGAAACCAAACUGGUGGAUAGAGAAAUUAGAAAUGCAUAAAAAGAAAGUUAGAGCAUUAAGAAAGAGAGCACAAAGGGCACCAGAAAUUGAAAAGCAUUGUAGAUACCAGAUCUUCAAGAAAGUGAAAACUGAGUACAAAAAACAUAUUAAACAAGCAAAAACUACGGGCUGGAGAAACUUCUGCAGUGCAGCCUCCAACCCAUAUGGAAAGCAUUACAAAGCCGCUUUCUGGAAAUUAGUUUCCCCAUCACAAAUCCCAUACCUGAUAAAGAGUGAUCCAAAAGGAAGUUUGAAAGAAGUAGCGCAAACCAUCUUGGAUCAGAUUUUCCCAACUUCUGCUAUUUCAACUAAUUAUAAUUUAAAUACUUCAACGCAGCCACUUGACCCUCCAUUUUCUCUCCAAGAAAUUUCAAUGAUAAUAGACAACCUUCCGUCAGGUAAAGCUCCCGGUAUUGAUGGAAUUGACAACCUCCUUCUUAAAAUUAUUUACAAACGCUUUCAAAUAUCUUCCCAACUCUCUUUAAAAAGUGCCUAG
This is a messenger RNA of Argiope bruennichi, 1158 nucleotides long. RefSeq lists its product as uncharacterized. The record is from RefSeq and is a predicted model, not a curated record. The transcript has a single exon. Gene Ontology annotation, molecular function: catalytic activity. Lineage: Eukaryota; Metazoa; Arthropoda; Arachnida; Araneae; Araneidae. The coding region runs from base 1 to 1158 and encodes 385 amino acids.